Messenger RNA from Eremothecium sinecaudum, 417 nucleotides. RefSeq names its product 40S ribosomal protein uS11 (gene RPS14B). Lineage: Eukaryota; Fungi; Ascomycota; Saccharomycetes; Saccharomycetales; Saccharomycetaceae. Gene Ontology annotation, molecular function: small ribosomal subunit rRNA binding; structural constituent of ribosome; mRNA 5'-UTR binding. The coding region runs from base 1 to 417 and encodes 138 amino acids. Gene Ontology annotation, biological process: ribosomal small subunit assembly; maturation of SSU-rRNA from tricistronic rRNA transcript (SSU-rRNA, 5.8S rRNA, LSU-rRNA); translation. The record is from RefSeq and is a predicted model, not a curated record. The transcript has 2 exons. Gene Ontology annotation, cellular component: cytosolic small ribosomal subunit; ribosome.
AUGGCUAAAGACAUGGCUCAAAACCGUGACGCUUCCCAAGUUUUUGGUGUUGCUAGAAUCUACGCUUCUUUCAACGACACUUUCGUCCACGUGACUGAUUUGUCCGGUAAGGAAACCAUCGCCAGAGUUACUGGUGGUAUGAAGGUCAAGGCUGACAGAGAUGAAUCUUCUCCAUACGCUGCGAUGUUGGCUGCUCAAGACGUUGCGGUUAAGUGUAAGGAAGUCGGUAUUACCGCUGUCCACGUCAAGAUCAGAGCUACUGGUGGUACCAAGACCAAGACUCCAGGUCCAGGUGGUCAAGCCGCUUUGAGAGCUUUGGCUAGAUCUGGUUUGAGAAUCGGUCGUAUCGAAGACGUUACCCCAGUUCCAUCCGACUCUACCAGAAAGAAGGGUGGUAGAAGAGGUAGAAGAUUGUGA